This is a messenger RNA of Octodon degus (degu), 843 nucleotides long. It is a transcript of the gene CUNH4orf17, whose product is annotated as chromosome unknown C4orf17 homolog. The transcript has 6 exons. Lineage: Eukaryota; Metazoa; Chordata; Mammalia; Rodentia; Octodontidae. The record is from RefSeq and is a predicted model, not a curated record. The coding region runs from base 157 to 843 and encodes 228 amino acids.
CCAGAGGCUACUUGGAGUGAGAGUGGGAGGCAGCUUUAUUGUUUCAGAGGCUUUGGACAUUGGGCUAUUUUUGCCAGUCAAAACUUCCAGGUUAGUGUGAAGACCCGUGUGCAUCAGGAAGUGAGGCCAAGCACACUGGACCCAAGAGUGCACUGAAUGCAGCAGGGAGAGGGAGAUCCUCACACCAUGGCCGUGAACCUUGGGUCACCGACGUCCACUGAGCUGAUGAGCAAAGGCAACCAUGCCACCCUCAGAAGCAGGAGUUGCUUUCUCGUCAGGCACACACCUCAUCCUAGGAGAGUCUGCCACAUCAAAGGCUUGAAUAAUAUUCCAAUCUGUACUGUGAAAGAUGAUGAGAUUGCACUCAGAACCUUGCAGGGAGGCGGUCAGCUCUGCCACCUGGAGAAGAAUGAUGCCACAGCUGCCAAAGGCAGCUACCUGCCCAGCCCUGCAGCCCUAGAGAGCCCUGUCCGAGGAGUGUCUCCAGCCCCAAACAGUGUCAAGAUUCCACCACGGCCACAUUCUGAGCCCAGUAGAAAAGUCAUUGAGUGCUUCAAAACUUCGAGUGACAAUCCUUUUGUAAUAAAAAAGGAAGAGUGUAAGACCAAGAAGCUGCCAUCACCUCCAAAGGCAAGCUCUGCAGCUGGCUCCUCCUCUUCAGAGGAGAGCUGGGAAGUGUUACUUAAGAUGGAGGACAAAGUUCAUCAAGAAACCCAGCAUGAUCAGGUCCUCCAGCAGAAAAGCCAAAGAGAACUAGCAGCUCUCAACAGCUUCAACAGCUCCAGCAGCUUUUCCAAACAUUCCCAACAGUCUUCUGACAGCUUCUCCUGUUUUGCCUUUUAA